Messenger RNA from Centropristis striata (black sea bass), 3721 nucleotides. It is a transcript of the gene degs1, whose product is annotated as delta(4)-desaturase, sphingolipid 1. Gene Ontology annotation, cellular component: membrane. The record is from RefSeq and is a predicted model, not a curated record. Gene Ontology annotation, molecular function: sphingolipid delta-4 desaturase activity. Lineage: Eukaryota; Metazoa; Chordata; Actinopteri; Perciformes; Serranidae. Gene Ontology annotation, biological process: ceramide biosynthetic process. The coding region runs from base 97 to 1068 and encodes 323 amino acids. The transcript is spliced from 3 exons.
AUCUAGCAGGAGAGCACAAGUUCCCUUUUCACCACGACUUUGUCACAUCUAGUCGCAUAUUCGUCAUUUUAAAGCGUAUUAAACCGGUCCAUAAAGAUGGGGAACCGGGUCGCCCGUGAAGACUAUGAGUGGGUUUACACGGACCAGCCGCACGCGGACCGGAGGAAAGAGAUCCUGGCUAAAUACCCAGAGAUCAAGACGUUGAUGGGCCCUGACCCGAGGCUGAAAUGGAUCGUGCUGAUGAUGGUGGCGAUACAGUUUUUAGCAUUCUACCUGGUCAAAGAUUUGGACUGGAAAUGGGUUUUGUUUUGGACUUAUGCCUUUGGCAGCUGUAUCAACCACUCAAUGACCCUAGCUAUUCACGAGAUCUCCCACAACACGGCCUUUGGGAACAACAAGGCCAUGUGGAACCGCUACUUUGCCAUAUUUGCCAACCUGCCCAUCGGCCUGCCCUACUCCGCCUCCUUCAAACGCUACCACCUCGACCACCACCGCUACCUGGGCGGGGACGGGGUGGAUGUAGAUAUCCCCACUGAGUUUGAAGGCUGGUUCUUCUGCACGCGCUUCCGAAAAUUAAUCUGGAUUAUGCUGCAGCCGCUGUUCUACGCCGUCCGUCCCCUCUGCAUCAACCCCAAACCCAUCACCCAGCUGGAGGUGACCAACGUGCUCAUCCAGCUCACCUUCGACGUCCUGCUCUGCUGGUUGUGGGGGCCCAAGCCUCUGUUCUACAUGCUGGCUGGCUCCAUGCUGGGGAUGGGCCUGCACCCCAUCUCCGGGCACUUCAUCGCCGAGCACUACAUGUUCCUCAAGGGCCACGAGACCUACUCCUACUACGGCUCCCUCAACCUGCUCACCUUCAACGUGGGCUACCACAACGAGCACCACGACUUCCCCAGCAUCCCCGGACGCAGACUCCCCAUGGUGAAGAAAAUAGCGGGAGAGUAUUACGACGAGCUGCCUCAGUACUCGUCGUGGGUGAAGGUCCUGUACGACUUCAUCAUGGACGACACGCUGAGCCCGUACUCUCGCAUCAAGAGGAAGCUGACCAAAGAUCUCAAACUGGAGUGAUUUCACCGUAAAAGCUCCUCUAGAACAAAGCUGCAGCGUCCACCAUGACAGCAGCCCGGCUCACAUCCCAUAAACUUAACCGCUUCUGCAUAUUAAUGCAUCCAGCAUGGGAAAUAUGAGUGGACGUUAUGAAAGAGUGCCUUUCCUUUACAGAAAGAGAGUGUAUUUGUUCUCCAGGUAGAAAAAAAACCUCAAAAAAGAUAUCAUGUGCAAGAUUAUGAUAUUAAUUGAAAAUAUAUGAGUUUUCGUUUGAGAACAGAGGGCUGGUUGCACGAAGAUUAUUAAACAGUCAUGAAAAAAAACUUAUUAGACCACCCUUUUUCUUCAAUUUCUUGUUCAUUUUAAUGCCUGGUGCAACUAAAGGUACAUUUGUUUGGACAAAUCUGAUGAUAACAACAAAAAUAGCUCAUAAGAGUUUAAUUUAAGGGCUGAUAUCUAGCCAUUUUCCAUGGUUUUCUUGAUAAUGAUUUAGGUUAUUGUUGUACCAGGCAUUAAAAUGAUUAAAAAUUCCCCUGACUGUAGUUCAAAAAGACUGAAUUCUAAGUAGAACUGAAUGAAGGAGUGCCAUAAAAUUUGGCUCAUAUACUCCUGCCCCCCAUCAUGAUGAAUUAUAAUCAAUUUGUUCAAUAGUUUGGUUGAAACAACUCCUACAUUUCUGUCUCUGUCACUGCUGUAAAAGUAAAACAGCCCUGAACGUAGGGCUGGGCGAUAUGGACCAAAAGUCAUAUCCUGAUAUAUUUAGGUUGAAUAUCGAUAUACGAUAUAUAUCCCGAUGUUUUAUCGCAAAGUGAGGGCCAAGUAGUUUUAUUGAAACUUUUUAUUUAAGUGAACAUACUGUAUAACAACAGGAAUACCUCUUUUUUUUUUAUCAAAUCAAAGCUCCAUAAAGUGCACAUUUAAAUAAAAAAAUAUCUUAAAUAAAAAUAGCCUAUGAAAUAAAAUAGGCCAAUCUUUUUCUGUAAUAAAUAUAUAUGAGAAAAAGAUACCGAACAUUACAAAAGAACUAAAUGUUACAAACCCUAGUAAGGGCAGCAUUUAUAUAUAUAUAUAUAUAUAUAUAUAUAUAUAUAUAUAUAUAUAUAUAUAUAAAGAAAAAAAAUGUAACUAUAUCGAUAUAAGCGCUAUGGUCUAAAUUUAGGGAUGGGCAACUGGAGGCCCGGGGGCCGCAUACGGCCCGCACCCUCACUUCAAGUGGCCCUCAGUACAACUACAUGCAUUUGAGCAUGAAAUCUUAAAAGUGCAGUGUAAAAGUACACAAAAUUACUUCUUGCAAUUAAUGUUGGUCUGCUGUUCUUGCACUGACAAAAAAAAUCACAGUAAGUGGUUAUUUUUUAUUUGCUUCAAACCUUUUGUAAUCCUGUUUAUACUGUUAUACAUGCAUUUGAGCAUGAAAUAUGUUACGUUACUGCACUUUAAACAUAUUUUAAAAUUGCAGUUUAAUCAUAUCUGGUUAAGUGCACGAUCCUAUAUGUGUCCAUGAAAAAUUGUGUCCCCUUCCAGUAUUUAAGUUGCCCAUCCCUGGUCUAAUUCCAUAUCACAUUUAAAAAUAUAUGGAUAUAUCGCCCAGCCCUACCUGAACAACAGUAAAACAUGUCCAGGCUGCUGAAAGAUGUUUAAACUGAGCUCCUGGUCCCCUCCCUGUUGUUAAACCGUUUGCGUUAGACUGUAACAACAAAACAAGAGCAGUAUGAGAUGUCUUCAUGCAACCAGCCCCAGAGGUUAGCCACCAGGAUUGCUACACAGCCAGCUAAAGUUAAACCCACACAGGUAUUGUAUCAUCUACUCCUGUGAGGAUGGAGGUGUUUGCUCUGCAGGAUGGUGUUCUGCCACAGAGAUUAAUUAUUACAGCUGAAUGAACUCAGACAUGUCUCACUCAGUUUUUGGAGCCCAGCUUUGCUAUUGUUUGACAGCAUCUCUGCUUGUGUGUGUGUGUGUGUGAGAGUGUGUAUCAAAGUGGACCAAAGUUGAACUCUCUGAAUCCACCCCUCCGUAUGAAUUGUUGCAAAAUAUAUGAGUGUGAUCGGAUGUGUUUGAUAGGACACGUAUUAAGUUCACGGGGAGGCCUGCACAGAUUGUUGCUUUAUAUCCAGGUGGAACGGUUCAAGCUUUUCUUGCCUCUGACCACUUUUUUUUUUCUGCUCUUUUAACUUGUAACUCUUUAAUCUGCCGCCACAUUUCCACCUAUUGUCAAAACUUCCACACAAACCGUUAGAUGUUCCUCAUCAGAGCCUCAGAGCUUUGUUUUUAAUUCCACAUUUGUGGUCUCCAAUUUAAAUUUUAUGAAGUUACUCACUUUAAAUGUCUUAAUCACUGGAAUGUGUUGUUCUUUUUUUUGUCCACUUCCUCUCUGUUGACUCCAUGUCUCUGUCUGGUGUUGUUUUGGUUGGAGACUUGGAAGAUUUGGAGCUAAAUUUCAUGGUUGAAUAAGCUGAUAUUCUGCCAUUUUUAUAUCCAGUAUUAUUCAUUUUGACUGCUUUAAACUCAAAUAAAUAAAUAAACGUGAAUAAAUAAAUCAACUUAUUAUUUGAAUUUCUGGACUAGAUGUAACAAACUGUCGUGUGGAUCUGUGUGAGUUCCUGAAAUAACAUGUUGGAACGUAAUAUUUUUACCAAAUACUGAAAAUGACAUGUUCAAUAAAUCAUAAGUAAUUACA